AUGCAGACCAACCAAACGAACCUACCUUGCUGUAUCCUGGCAUCGAAGCAGAUACGCUUGGCCCAGGACAUCUGGAACCAUGUCGACAAAAUAUCAUCAGCCCAUGUCUAUUUACGAAUGCCCGACGGAAUAGCUUGGAGUAUUCCCGCAGCGCUCUUGACAGACUGUGCUCUGUCAGUGAAAGCUGAUUCGGUGGAAGGCAACAAAAAGCAAACAAAAGGAUAA
Molecule: messenger RNA, 225 nt
Organism: Laccaria bicolor S238N-H82
Lineage: Eukaryota; Fungi; Basidiomycota; Agaricomycetes; Agaricales; Hydnangiaceae
Exons: 3
Coding region: 1-225 (74 amino acids)
Source: RefSeq, a predicted model, not a curated record